UCAACACAGAGAGAGACAGACAGAGAGAGAGAGAGAGAAAACAGGAGGACGGACUGAGAGAAGGAGAAAAGGAGAGAUAGAGAGCGGCUUCUAACCGACAGCGGAGCUCGGAGGAGGAGGGAUGGGCUGCAGCCACAGCAAGAAGAAAAGCAAAGGCAAGAAGGGAGAGAAGAACCAGAAAGCCCAGAGCCGCCGCCAUGACGCAGGUAACCGUGCGUCUGGCGGUCCCGACGUCUGUCUGCAGAAGCAGCUGGAGCGCUUCGAGUGGCAGCUGAGGAUUUUAAAGGAGGCCGGGGGGAACUCGGAGCGCGCCGAGCUGCUGAAGGCCCACGCUGAUGAAGAGGUGUGCGCCCUCGUCCUGAGCAUCCUCAACAAGGUGAAAACGGAGACGACGGCUGACUUGAUCGUUCUGCAUGAACAGAAAAGUAAAACUGCUACCGAAGAACACGAGAGAAACGUGGAAGAGCUGCAGAAGAAACACGAACAAGAGAAAACUGAACUGACAGAAAAGUUUCAGGCUGCUGAGAACGUCCUCAAGGGUGAAGUGGAUCAGCUGACGGCAGAUCUGCAGGUUUACACCGACCUGAAGAGGAGAGUCAAAGAGUCGACGUUUAAGAAGGACCUGCAGAGGAAUAUUAAGGCCCAUGGCAGCCCAGGUGCAUUCUGGGAGUCUGAGCAGGAGUCUCUGCUGUUUGUGAUCGAGAUGAAGAGUGAGCGCGUGCAGGAGCAGAGCAGGAAGCUGCAGCAGAUGGAGGCUCUGACGGAGAAGAAUCAGUCUCUGGAGGACCAGAUGGUCUACAUCCUGCAGCAGAAUGAGGAUCUCAGAGUCCGGAUAGACAACUGCCAGACUCUCAUUCAGCAAUUAUCCAAGGAGCAGCAGGACCUGAAGGGGGCGCUGGAGAGGCAGGCGCUGAUAAACCAGAAUCUUUCUCAGGAAAAAGAGCAGCUGAUGUUCAAACUGAGACACAGAGACUCGUGUCCCAGCAUGCACCUGCCCGCCAUGAUGCAGGAGAUCGCUCCCAGAUGAUCGCACAGAUCCCCGCGGCGCCGUACAUAGAAACCAGACUUUUUUAUUUUUUAUUUUUUUAAUUCACACGGUAACAUGCCGGUAGUCGUGCUGGUUUCUCCGCCCAGUAACUUGAGAGGGGGGGGGGGGGCUUUAAACUCAAACUGGGCGACAGCCCCCUGUGUUACAGAGAGAAACGCUUAGCGUCCUCACAGCUCUGCAGCUCUGGGCCCCCCCGAUCCAGGUCUCCAAGUCGGAUCUUGUCUUUAUCAAUUCAGAAAAACCACAAGGCUGAAUACUUCACAGUGUACAGACUGAUCUCGUGAAGUGGCGUAUGUAUGACAACGCCAAUUCGUAUGCCAUUUUUGGCGCGUUAUCAGGACGCAUAAUCGCUUUUUAGCGUGUUUAGCAACGCUGUUCGGGCCUCCAUUGACCUACAUUACCUGUGAAUUAUUGCCGUAGCGAGUAGUAUGAAAGAACGGAGGUUGGUUGGGUAAAACACAGGACUUUCACCCAGGAUUGCAUCCCGUGUGUGGUGUUUAUCAACCUUUUUAUAUAUUUUUUUAAGCCUUCCCCAAUGUUUCUUUCCUAAACCCAACCGGUUAUUGGUUUCCUAAGCGUGUGACGUUGGUCACAGU
Messenger RNA from Perca fluviatilis (European perch), 1644 nucleotides. RefSeq names its product coiled-coil domain containing 69 (gene ccdc69). The transcript has 9 exons. Bases 122 to 1027 code for a protein of 301 amino acids. Gene Ontology annotation, cellular component: cytoplasm; nucleus. Gene Ontology annotation, molecular function: microtubule binding. The record is from RefSeq and is a predicted model, not a curated record. NCBI's taxonomy places the organism in Eukaryota, Metazoa, Chordata, Actinopteri, Perciformes, Percidae.